AAAGUAACCAACUUUGACAUUACUAACCUCAAACUUCUUUAUUAGUUAUUAAAAAACGAUGAGGUGAGAUAACGGGACGAAAAUGUUGUUUUUGCUACUAGUAAUCGGUGCUGUGACUGUAAAUUGUGAUAGUUUUAACCCUACAUAUGUACGUUUAAAUUAUAGUGAUUAUUAUGACUUCAACAUUAACAAGUCGGUUGAGUACAUCCUGGACUUUGCGGCUGAAGAGCUAAUAUAUCCACCGAGAGUUUCCAUAAACAGCAGCAAUGCCGAUCUCUCCACCCCCUUGAUGGUAGUUGCAAGGCAACCAAAAGAGUUGGUGUCAUGGCAGCUGCCCAUGAUCCUGGAGAGCGAUUCGGGCAACAACAAUUUCACCAAAAUAUCCCGGACGUUGUGUCAUGACAUGUACCGACGUUAUUUGCCCAAAGGGAUGGGAAACGUCAGGGUGGAUAGCCCCAUCGUCAGCGUUGCGACGGCUUCAGAGAAAAAUGUGACUUUUUCUGUGAAGGUAGAUUACCAAGAAGACUUUUUUAUUCAGCCUUCUAUACAGUAUAACUUUACUAUUACGCCGAGCGAACCGAGGUAUUAUUUUUACAAUUUUUCUACUAAUGUGUCAGAGGAGGUGAACUCGAACUAUGAGACUGUUAUAUUGGAGGUGUUCUCGAACGAUUUCGUUUGCAUGACUGUCAGUAUUCAGAAUGCUAGCUGUCCUGUCUUUGAUACCAAUCAGGAUAUCACGUUCAGGGGCUUUUACGAGACUGUUAGUACACAAGGAGGGAUCACAAUACCUAAAUAUAAGUUUCCGUAUGGUUUCUUCGCCGUCUUCGUGGCAAAAUCCGACGACUCCGACUGCCUCGGCUCCGCCGGCAUCUCCAUAACCAACCGCAUGAAAUCGAUAACCCUCAUCGUCAAACCGAGCAUUUCUUACGAAGAUUACGUCAAGGCAGUCCUCGUGACUUUGGGUUCCAUCGGUGCCUUCUACUUUGUUUUCGUUGCGGGUUUCAUUUUCUGUUCGAAACGCAGCUACGUGCCAAAGCAAAUGGAGUACGUUAGCUGCGAGGUGCCGACGCCCAGCACGACGUGUACGUAUUUGCAUUCCCUGGGGCACCCGGAUAGCGCGGGCCUUUUUCCAGGUGCCGAAGCCGCUGACGACAUCUCGCUCGACGAAACCGAAUAUGACGUGGUCUCGGAAUCCGACCAAGACAGAGGCAUUCGGUUGAGGAAAUCGGUGAUUUAUUUGAGCGAUCUGGCCAGGAUGGAUCCUCGGGUACACAAGUACAAGUCGUAUUUGUACCUCUACAAUGUGCUAACGGUGGCGCUGUUUUACGGCUUGCCCGUCAUACAAUUGGUGGUGACGUAUCAGAGGGUCUUGAACGAAACAGGACAACAGGAUCUUUGCUAUUAUAAUUUUCUGUGUGCACAUCCCGUCGGGGUGAUCAGCGAUUUUAAUCACGUGUUUUCCAAUAGCGGGUAUGUGCUGUUGGGACUUCUGUUCCUCGUCAUUACAUACAGGAGGGAGAUUUUGCACAAGGACUUAAAUUUUGACAGGCAAUAUGGCAUCCCGCAACACUAUGGAAUGUUCUAUGCGAUGGGCGUGGCCCUGAUGAUGGAAGGAGUUCUUUCUGGAAGCUACCACGUCUGUCCAAACAAAGCGAAUUUCCAAUUCGACUCUAGUUUUAUGUAUGUGAUGGCGGUCUUGUGCAUGGUCAAGCUCUACCAAAACCGUCAUCCCGACAUCAACGCCACCGCUUGCGCAACCUUCGGCGUCUUAGCCGUCGCUAUCUUGCUCGGAAUGAUAGGAAUUUUAGAAGGAAAUCUCUACUUCUGGAUUAUCUUCACGAUCAUCUAUGUGUCGUCUUGCUUGUAUUUAAGUAUACAAAUAUAUUACAUGGGGUGUUGGAAAUUAAACAAAGAUCUCGUAAUUGGAGUGUGGCGUACGUGUGUUUAUGAAUUCGGAUCUGGACCUCUGAAUGUAAUCAAGCCCAUACAUACAGCCCGGAUGUGUUUACUCGUUCUAGCUAAUUUAUGCAAUUGGGCUUUAGCAAUCUGGGGCUUCUAUGGCCACCAGAAGGACUUUGCUCUCUUCCUUUUAGCAGUUUUUAUGGCGAAUACGUUAUUGUAUUUCUUCUUCUACAUCAUAAUGAAGUACAUUCACAAAGAACGUGUGAAUAAAUUAGCCUGGUUUUUCCUGGCGCUUUCGUGGUUGUGUGCCGCUUCAGCUAUGUAUUUCUUCCUCCAUAGAAGCAUCUCUUGGUCUAAAACUCCCGCAGAAUCGCGAAAAUUUAACCAAGAGUGUGCGUUUCUAAGAUUCUACGACUUCCACGAUAUUUGGCAUUUUUUGAGCGCAAUAGGGAUGUUUUUCACUUUUAUGGUUCUGUUAACUUUGGACGACGAUUUAUCUCAUACUCACAGGAGUAAGAUUAUCGUAUUUUGAGAAUUUAUUUUGUACUUUCCGCUACACUUGUAUUGACUGAAUAGGCAUUAAAACUCACCUCGUG
Molecule: messenger RNA, 2498 nt
Organism: Zophobas morio
Lineage: Eukaryota; Metazoa; Arthropoda; Insecta; Coleoptera; Tenebrionidae
Gene: Sirc
Product: SID1 transmembrane family member 1-like
Exons: 10
Coding region: 83-2434 (783 amino acids)
Biological process (GO): RNA transport
Cellular component (GO): plasma membrane; lysosome
Molecular function (GO): RNA transmembrane transporter activity; double-stranded RNA binding
Source: RefSeq, a predicted model, not a curated record